GGGCCCCGCCGCUGUCAUUGAGAAGCCGCCGGUGCCCCGCGGGCGCGGCAUCGCUGCGCUCCCGGCCGCAGCAUGGAGCAGCAGCCCGCUGUCCCAGCAUGUCCCUGAGGCACAGAGCGUCCAGCCCCAGCAGAGGACACCGGGGAGGAGGCCAGGACGUGCGGAGCUCCCGGGCUGGCCAGAGGCACCCUGUGAAAGUUCCAGGUAAAUGGGAGAUUUGGAGACUAGCUUAAUCCAUACACGAAAAGCAUGUAGAAUAGAGCAAAUGGUAGCAAAAUGGCUUCAUCGCUCUCGGGACAGCCUGCCCAGGGGCAGCGUGGCAGCGAUGGACAGCGCUGGGGACAGUGCAGGGCAGCCCCCAAGCCGGGCCAAGGUGACGGUGACCGUGUACAAGGACCUGGUGCUGCAGCAUUACGGCUUUGAGAUCUGCCCUGGGCUGCCGCUGACCAUCGCCUCCGUCACUGCAGGGAGCACAGCUGACGGCAAGCUGCAGCCCGGGGACCAGCUCAUCAUGAUCAACUCCAGCACGGUGGAGGGCCUGUCGGUGGAGCGGGCCGCCAGCCUCAUCAGGGACGCUGGUGACGAGCUGCUGCUGACCGUCCUGCGCUGCACGGCCGGCGGCCCCAAGUCGUCGUUCCUCACCGAGGAGAAGAGGGCGAGGCUGAAAACCAACCCGGUCAAAGUGCGGUUCGCGGAGGAGGUGCUGCUGAACGGACACUCGCAGGGCAGCUCCCUCCUGUUCAUGCCCAACGUGCUCAAGGUGUACCUGGAGAACGGGCAGACCAAGGCGUUCCGCUUUGAGAGCAGCACCACGGUGAAGGACAUCGUGCUGACCCUGCAGGAGAAGCUGUCCAUCCGCAGCAUCGCCCACUUCGCCCUGGUGCUGGAGGAGCAGUACAACCUGGCCAAGAUCCACCUGCUGCACGAGGAGGAGCUCAUUGCUCAGGUGGUCCAGAAGAGAGACUCUCAUGACUACCGCUGCCUCUUCAGGGUGUGCUUUGUCCCCAGGGACCCCUUGGACCUCCUGCAGGAAGACCCAGUGGCCUUUGAGUAUCUAUACCUGCAGAGCUGCAGCGACGUGCUCCAGGAGAGGUUUGCAGUGGAGAUGAAGUGCAGCGUGGCCCUGCGCCUGGCUGCCCUGCACAUCCAGGAGAGGAUCUCUGCCUGUGCCCAGCCCCAGAAGGUGUCCCUGAAAUACAUUGAGAGGGACUGGGGAAUCGAGAACUUCAUCUCGCCCACGCUGCUGCGGAACAUGCGAGGCAAGGACAUCAAGAAAGCCAUCAGCUACCACCUGAAGAGGAACCAGGUGCUGCUGGACCCUCGGCAGAAGCACACGCUCAGCCCAGCCCAGGUGCGCCUCAGCUACCUGCAGAUCCUGGGCGAGCUGAAGAUGUACAGCGGGAUGAUCUUCAAUGCCACCAUGAUGCUGCAGGACCGGGAGUCGUACGUGGCGCUGCUGGUGGGCGCCAGGCACGGCGUGAGCCAGAUCGUGAACAGCAAGCUGAACAUCGCCAGCAGCCUGGCCGAGUUCCCCAGCAUCAGCAGGGUGGAGCUCAGCGAGGACUCGGAGCGCGUCAGCACCGUCAAGAUCUACCUGCAGGACCUGAAGGUGCUUACUCUGCUGCUGGAGUCAAACAGUGCAAAGGACCUCGUGUGCCUCAUCGCUGGCUACUACAGACUCCUUGUGGAUGCAAACGCCUCCAUAUUCACCUGGGGAGAGAAACAGCAGCAGCUGCACCGUGUCUCAGCUGAGGAAGGCUAUGAAUCCCGAGCCUGCAGCGACUCCGAGGACUCCUGCGAGCCGGGUUCGGGCUCGGAGCGGCGGAGCCCCGAGGCGAGCGGCGGCGCGGCACCGGGAGCGGCGGAGCCCCGCGGCGACACCGGCAGCGACAGCGCCUCCGAGGCCUCCGACUCGGCCAACGCCGAGAGCCGCGGCUUCAGGACCAGCGGCUCCAGCGACUCCGUGGAUGCGCUGGAGGAGGAGGAUGAGGCGGACGCGCGCCCUUCCUCCCGGCCGGGGCUGCUGCGGUUCUGCACGCCCGCCGUGCGGGACACGAGCGGCUCCGAGAGCGGCUUCGUGCCGGGGUGCGCCGCGGACAGCCCCGCCGGCAGCGGCACCGGGGGCGGCCCCGCGGGGCUGGGCGAGGCCCCGGCCCCGCUGCCCGAGGGGAGCGCCGGCUCCGGAGCGUCCCCCGCGCCCGGCCCGCCGGGGACAGCGGGGCACGGCGAGCCCGUGCUGCGGCCGCCACCGGGGUUCGCCGACUCCAGCUCCGAGGAGGAGUUCUACGAUGCUGCGGACCGGCUCAGCCCGCCGGCAGGCUAUGACGCUGCAUCCUGGGAGGGCACAGGGAGCUCCUCCUGCAUCCCAAAGAGGCUGAGGUGCUACAGCUUGGGGGAGAACCCCUCGACCAGGGAGAAGCAGGGCCAGGAGAGGGAGCUGACCUGCAGCAAGAGCCUGAGGAAGAGAAGGUCCUUCCUGAAAACUGAUUACACCUCGCAGGUCAGCUUCCCUGCAGCUGCCCCCGGCUCCGCACAGCGCUGCUGCUCCUGGCCACCCACUCAGCCCUCGGCAGAGGACACGGGGAAGGACGUGGAGAGGGGGAUUCCUGCAGCCCCCCAGGCCCAGAGGGACACUGCUGGCACAGAGCCCUGCUCUGCUCCGAGGGACACGCAGCCUGGCGCCACGGGGACAAAGUCGGUGAUGGAAUGGCUGGUUUCCUCCCUUCUGGACAUUCACCCUCCCGGUGGCCACGGUGGGGAGGAGAGCAGAGUGCAGCCACAGCAGCCCCCUUUGCUGUCCCUGGAGCCCCUUCCCCACAGCGCCAGGGGAGCUGCCCAGUGGAGCUGCCCAGGGGAGGCAGGUUCUGGGUGUGUGAGCCAGGAGAGCCCUGUGCCCACUGCGGGCUGGCAGAGCCCAGCACCACAGGAGGAGCGGGGUGAGGUGAUGCCCGCCCGGCACGAGGCCGGCGUGGUGCCCUCUGCUCUUGUGUGCCCUUCUAACAAGCUCCUGCUGCUGCCACCGGCUCCUGUGCCCAGCACGGCCCCUCCGCGGGAGCUGGCCCAGGGGCAGGGGCUGCUCCCUGCCAGGGUGGAGCCUUCCCUGGCUCCCUGUCGGGAGAGCAAAGCCCAUGGCCAGAGCUGUGCCACUGACAAGGGCGCUGCUGAUGGUCAGGGCCAUGGUGAGAGUCAGGGCUGUGCCCAUGGUCAGUGCCAUGGCGAGGGUCAGUGCCAUGCCCAUGGCCAGCUCCAUGCUGACAUUGAGGGCGGUGCCAAUGGGCAGUGCCAUGCCCAUGGCCAGCUCCAUGCUGACAUUGAGGGCAGUGCCAAUGGGCAGUGCCAUGGUGAUGGUCAGUGCCAGGCUGACAGCCAGGGCCGUGCCGAUGGUCAGUGCUGUGCUGAUGGCCAGCUCCAUGCUGACAUCCAGGGCAGUGCCAGCAGCAGCUGCGAGGGGGCCGUGUCCCAUGCCAGGGGCUGGCAGGGGGUGAGCAGGCAGACCCUGCUGAGGGUGCACGAGGGGCACACGGGGCUCCCAGACACAGCCCAGCUCCUGGCAGGCUGCAGCAGCGCCCCGGGGGCUCUCACCCACCUCUCCUGGCUGGCACUGGGCGUGAGGACAGCCCCGGUGUCACACAGCCUGCAGGACAGGGCCAGUGUCCCCCUGGAGCCCCUGGGCUGUGUGAUGCCCAGCGGGUGCAGCGGGGCCGGUGCCGGUGGCAGGAAGGUGCCCGCGUCCCCGGCAGCAGGAGCAGGCUGUGCCAGGGAGCUGGUGGGCAGCUCGGGGCCGGCUGCGGGGCAGCCCGGGGAUGCAGGGCAGCCGGGAGGUGCGGGCAUUGCGGCUCAGCAGCAGCCGCAGCCUGCUCGGGCUCCCCUUCCCCGGGGGCAGGCAGCAGGGCUGGGCCAGGGCUCCUGCCUGCCUCCGGCUGCAGGGCUCUCCAUCUCCCCGGUCCCAGCGCCCCCGGGGAAAGGAGCAGCAGACCACGGGGCGGUAACACACUCGUUGCCCUGUUUUAACCCCGAGGAGGGUGAGCAGACCCCUCUGUCCCCCGUCGCACACGGGCUGGAGAGCUGCGGCUGCCGCCUGCCCUACAUCAGCUGCUUCCCCCAGCCCCACAGCCAGGGGGAGGGUGAAAGCAGGCCCCCCCAGCUGCCAGGGCCCCUCACCUGCCCCCCGUCCAGCAGCUGCAGCCUUGCCAGGACCCCCGGGGGCGGGUUGUGCAUUGCUGGGGACAGGGCAGGGCAGGAGCCGCACCUGCGAGCGCUCGGGCAGCUGAAGCAGCAGGCGUGGGCCAGCCCCGCGGAUCUCUCACGCUUCCUGGCCUACACCGUGGAGCUGCAGCAGGUUGUGGGGCAGCUCUGCGGCAACCAGGCCACCCCCCUGCACCGCCAGUGCGCGGAGCAGGGUGCGGAGAGCAAGGGUGCCCUGGGCUGGGCUUCCCAGGACCUGCUGUCCAGCUGCCAGGCGCUGCUGAGCGCGGAGCAGCCUCUGCCCGAGGUGCAGUGCGCCCUGAGAGCCACCUUUGACCGCCUGGUGCAGCUGGCAGUGACCUGCUUCCAGGUGGCACACUGCCAGCACUGCGGGCAGCGCCAGCAGGAGCUGGGGGCGGCGCUGGGCCGUGUGGUGGGCACCUACCAGCGGCUGGUGCAGGCCCUGCAGCAGCAGCUGCACGGGCAGGUGUGCCCCGAGCUGGGCACCAAGCUGCUGGCCCGCCAGCACAUGGCCCUGGCCGCUGCCAUCCUCUGCCUCCUGCAGCAGUUCAGGGCGGCCCCGAGGCUGUGAUGGGCACGCUGAGGGGGACAGAGCCACGUGUGUGCCCUCUGCCCACCUCAGGCUGUCCCCCAGGCAGGGCAUGCCCACACCUUUUGGCAGGGCUCCCCAAGGGCAGCCUUGCCCCAGCUGCUCUCGGAGCACUGCAGUGUGUGUGUGUCCUGCCCAGGGCUCAUCCCACGUUCUGUGCAGCUGGUCAGGCUCGCCGUGUUCUCUCAGCUGCCUGUGCCACCCGUGGGGAAGAGCCCUUGAGCCUGCCUUUCACUGACACUGAUGGAACAGCGAACCCCACCCGGCCCGAAUGGGACAGGCCCGGGUGGCCGAGGGAACACAGUGAUGCCAGUCCAGCUGCUUUUCCGCAGCCGUGCUGGGUGCGCUGCUGCAGCUGCUGCUGCUGGCCCGCAGUCCCUGCGGCAGCGCCUCUGCCAGGCACGGUGGGGACAGGGCUGUCCCCUGGCUCGGGGACAGGUGGGGACAGGGCUGUCCCCUGGCUGGGGGACAGGUGGGGACAGGGCUGUCCCCUGGC
This is a messenger RNA of Zonotrichia leucophrys gambelii, 5291 nucleotides long. It is a transcript of the gene FRMPD1, whose product is annotated as FERM and PDZ domain containing 1. The transcript has 17 exons. Bases 209 to 4777 code for a protein of 1522 amino acids. The record is from RefSeq and is a predicted model, not a curated record. Gene Ontology annotation, cellular component: cell cortex; cytoskeleton; plasma membrane. Gene Ontology annotation, molecular function: protein binding. NCBI's taxonomy places the organism in Eukaryota, Metazoa, Chordata, Aves, Passeriformes, Passerellidae.